Messenger RNA from Prorocentrum cordatum, 1992 nucleotides. Lineage: Eukaryota; Dinophyceae; Prorocentrales; Prorocentraceae. The record is from the annotation of a GenBank genome assembly.
AUGGCCGCCGCCGUGGCGGCGGGCACCGGCGCGGGGCCGCCCACACCUCGCGGCGGCGGGCCUGGCUCGAGGAGGGCGCACCCGCCUCCGGCGCCCGCUGCUCAUGGCGGCCAGCUUGGUUCAGCGCUGGACAUCGAGGGAGGAAGCACGAUGACCAUGACCACGACGUCGCGGGAUCUUGUCGACGCCGACCUUGGACAUGGCCCAUGCCGGCUCGCGCAGAUUCGGGAGGACGUGCGUCAGCGCAUGGCUCAGAUCAAGGCGCAGGGCGCGUCGAGGCGCUGGGAGGCGGCCGUGUCCACGCUCCAGGGCGCGCGCGGCCGCGCGGAGGCGGACAGCCGUCUCUUCACCGCGGCGCUCGGCGCCUGCGCGGCGGCCCAGCAGUGGGCCCGCACCCUGGACCUGCUGCAGGCACUGGCGAGCGACCGGUUGUCCCUCGACGCGAUGUGCUACACCCCCGCGGUGAUCGCCUGCGCCAGGCGGGGCCGCUGGGCGGAGAGCGUGGGCCUGCUGCGCGCGGGCCUGGAAGGGUCUGGCGGGGCCACGCGCGCGGUGUCCAACCUUCACACGUACUCGGCGGCCAUCGGGUCGUGCUCGAGUGGAUCCCACUGGCCCCGCGCGGCAGCGCUGCUGGAGGACCUGGCCUGCAGGGGGCUCGUGCCCGACCAGUUCUGCUGUGGCGCCGCGAUGAGCUCGCUCGAGAAGGGGGGCCAGUGGAGCGUCGGACUGGCUCUCCUCGACACGGAGGUGGCUUCCACUGGGACGUUGCACGUUGUCACCUGCAACUCGUUGGUGAGCGCGUGCGAGAAAGGCGGGCAUUGGGACGCGGCGUUGCGGGUCUUCGCCGACAUGCAGCUGCGGCGGCUGAGGUGCGACGUGAUCACUUUCACCUCGGUCAUCUCCGCCUGCGCCGGGACGGAGCAGCGGUGGGAGGUGGCCGUGGCGCUGCUGGAGGACAUGCCGCGGUUCUGGGCAACUCCCAACAUCGUGACCUACAACGCUGCGAUCAAUGCCUGCCAGCGGGCGGGCCGCUCGGAGCGGGCGCUGGCGCUGCUGGCGGAGGCUCGCCGCCGUGGCCUGCGGCCCGACGAGGUCGCCUGCGACACGGCCCUUCGCGCGUGCGAGGCGGCGGGGAAGUGGCUGCUGGCGCUGGAGCUCUGGGGCGAGCUGGCGCGCGCCGCCCCCAGGCGGGGUCUCACCGCCUGCAGCUCCGCGCUGGCCGCGUGCGAGGCCCGCGGGCCGCGGCCCCAGUCCGUGCACCUGGCGCGCCAGCUGCGCGACCGGUGCUGGGCCCUGCUGCCCGCGGGCGCCGCCGCCGCGGAGCGGCACGGAGGCCUCGAUUUCGAGGCCUUCGAGGCCGUGGACGCGCUGCGCGAGCGCGAGGCAGCCGACGGUGCCCUGGCGCGCGCCCUCGCCAGGCGGCUGUACGCGCCAGUCCUCGAGCGGCUCCGGUGGCUGGCCGCCGCGGGCUGGCGCCCAGCGGCGCGCCAGGGCGACGCGCGCCUGCAGGAGCCGGUGCUGGAGAGGCAGCCAGGCAUCGGCCAGAGCCUCACCGCCCGUGCGCUGCGGGUCGUGGGUUGUGCGCCCGUGGGCGGGGCCGCCGCGCCGUCCUGGGCUGGCCUGGCGCGCCGCGCCGCGCGGCGCGACCUGCCGCGCGCGCUGGGCGAGGCUGUGGCGGCCGCGCCCUCGGGGCUGGAGUCCGGGCCGGAGUGCAGCCCGGCGGUGGCGGCGUGGGCGCAGUGCGAGGUGGCCGUGGCGAGCGCGCCGUGCGGGCCGCCCGCGCACAGGUCGCGCGGCCGGGUGGUGCGGUUCGGGCAGGACGCGUGGCCUGGCGGGGCGGCGCUGGCGCCCGUGUUCCGGGAGCACGACCGCUCGCAGCACGCGGAGCGGCGAGCGUUGCUCGCCGUGGUCGGGCUCGUGCGGUUGCGGCUCCGCGGGCGGCGGCCGCACGCGGCUGGCGGCGCGGAGAGCCAGGCGCUGGCGCCGGCCUAG